Molecule: messenger RNA, 1605 nt
Organism: Penicillium subrubescens
Lineage: Eukaryota; Fungi; Ascomycota; Eurotiomycetes; Eurotiales; Aspergillaceae
Exons: 8
Coding region: 1-1605 (534 amino acids)
Biological process (GO): transmembrane transport
Cellular component (GO): membrane
Molecular function (GO): transmembrane transporter activity
Source: RefSeq, a predicted model, not a curated record
AUGGCCGAAAAGAUAGAUAAGCUUCCUACGGCGACAUCUUCACCGGAUCUCUCCAACGGGGAGUCUGGAAUUGAGACAACACUUCCUCAACAUAACAAAGUUCAUUAUGUCGAUCGUGAUCAGAGCGGUCUUCUUCCGGCAUAUGAGGCAGAGCUCAUUCCAGGCUACGAUGCCAAUCUCAUGGGUGCGAGAGCGACUCUGAGUAGCGCUGAAGAGAAGAAGCUCCUAAGACGAAUUGAUUGGCAUCUCAUCCCUCUUCUAGCUGUGAUGUAUAUGCUCAAGAGUGUUGAUUUCACCAAUGUCUCUUAUGCACGAACUAUGGAUAAAGGCACACCUCACAACAUUCUGACAGAGCUCAAAAUGACCUCCAAUCAGUAUAAUCUGGUGACAACUAUGUACUAUAUACCCUAUAUUGUCGCCGAAGCUCCAUCCAACCUGAUAUUGAAAGGCGUGCGACCGUCAGUAUGGCAGGCUCGAAUCAUGGUUUCUUGGGGUAUUGUUCUUUGUUGCCACGCUGCUGUGACAACCCGGCAAGGUUUAUAUGCUGUUCGGUUCUUCCUCGGCCUGUUCGAAGCUGGCCUUUGGCCGGGUAUGCUAGUACACAUAUGCUACUGGUAUAGACCGGACGAAAUUGCACCAAGAGUUGUACUUGUUACUCUCCUGGGAAACUUCAGCUCGGUCAUUAGUGGAGUGCUCGCUUUUGCUUUCAACGGCGUUGUCGCGGGUGGAUUGUCGGGUUGGAAGUGGCUGAUAUUGACUGAAGGCAUUUUUACCGUUUUGCUUGGAGUUUUCACCUAUUUUUUCCUGCCUGACUUUCCGUCUACUGCCUCAUGGCUUUCUGAAAGAGAGAAAGCAUUUAUUCAAGCACGCCUUCCUAGCAACUCUCCGCGAGCAUCAGAAGCAAACUUCAACUUGCAGGAGCUGAUAACAACUUUGAAAAACAAGAGAAUCUGGCUUUUCCUACUAUGCUGGGCCUUCUUCACGAUAGGCACAACUGGUCUUACCUUCUACCAGCCGACCGUCAUCGCCAAUCUCGGGUUUACUUCAAUUGGUCAAGCGCAGCUUUUGAACAUUCCCUCCGCUGUAUUUGCAGUCAUUUUGACCAUCGCAUUUGGAAUCUUCUCGGACACUGGACGUAUUCCACAGCCAGUUAUCCCGCUCUUCUUCAUGAUUGUAAUUGAGGCCUGCUACGGUGUUCUCUAUGCUUUCCCCAGCAAUAGUGGUGUUUACGCUGCCACAAUCAUAGCCGGUGGAUUUUCAACUGCGUGGUACACCAUGAUGUGGCCCUGGAGAGUCCAGACUACCGAGGGGGCAACUGGCUCAGCAUUCGCAAUUGCCUUUGCGAAUAGCUAUGGUCAGAUCGGAGGAGCAGUUGGAUCUCAAUUGUUCAACUCUCGUUACGCACCGCAUUACACUACUUCCUUCGGAAUCGCUAUGGGAUUUAUUGGCAUGGCUAUAGUCAUGAACAUUAUUACUUGGGGAUUUACCUGGAGAGUUGAUGUCGAUACCAGAAAGCUGAAAAGAAUCAGGAUCGCAGCGGCCAAGAAAAACCAAGCUGUGUUGGAUGACGUUGACAUUCAUGUCGGAGAGAAGAAAAGACAGUGA